Exophiala mesophila is the source of this 1034-nucleotide messenger RNA. RefSeq lists its product as uncharacterized. The record is from RefSeq and is a predicted model, not a curated record. The coding region runs from base 421 to 795 and encodes 124 amino acids. The transcript has a single exon. NCBI's taxonomy places the organism in Eukaryota, Fungi, Ascomycota, Eurotiomycetes, Chaetothyriales, Herpotrichiellaceae.
GCUCUACUCCAUAAUUGCCUUUGGAGGCUUAGUUAAGCAGAAUUUUCCAAGCAAAAUUUUCGCAACGUGGUUGGCUAUGACACACGACAACCGCUAACAGAAGGACUACUCGGAGUGUUGCCAUCGCUGACACACAAGAAUCCCCUAACGUUAAGCAUACACGGAAUGUCGUGGCAGGGCGUGAGCACAGCCUCAAUUGAUUGGCUCCUGCGCCUAAACUCUGGCCUCAAACAUCUCCCAUCAACCCCCCUGUGACUUGAAUGUUUUCAAAGCAAUCAUGCAACAAGGCGUGGUUUUCUUACGUCGAUGUCUUUGAGAUCCUGGAAUGGUGUCAUAUUGACAUGUUUUGAGUCCAUUGAUUGAGAAAUUUUCGUACAAGGUAAACAGUAUAUAUACCCCCUUGAUGCUGUCCUCUGUAUCAUGAGUUCCCCAUUCCAGCAUCAGUACUACCAUACAAGCAAAAGCAAAUCAUUGCAUACUACUACCAAUCAGAUAACUCUACCAUUCAAUCAAUCAACCAAACAAACCCAACACCCCUCAACCAUCAACAUGAUCUACUCAGGAUACUACAACCUCAAGAGGGCUCAGAUUGACGCCGAAAAGUCAGCGCAAUCAUCCCGGCGCGCAUCCUCCGCGUCCGCAGACUCUCACUUCACCCCCACUGAGAGCAAGACCAAGAAGUUCUUCAAGAAGGCUCUCGAGCAACUCAAGCCCUUGCCAGCCGACCAAAUCCAGGAGCCUGACACCUUCUAUGGCCCCAUCAUCCGAAAGGGACCCCUCUUCGUGCACCACUAGAUCUACGCUUCUCAUCGACACUAGUCUUUGACGAUGACAUGGUCAGACACGAAUCUUUUUUCUAUACUGCGAUCAGCACUUCCAACAAUAAUCAGCGAACUUGAAUUCACAUCAUUCGGCAUUGCGUGGAGAAAUGGAAAUCACGACACUCGCCUGUAGAGGCUCGAGAGAUACCUAUAUAUAGCGAUUUUAUUGAAGUAUUUAUAUGAAAACCUAAUACAUGAUAAUAUUCUGUUGAA